Molecule: messenger RNA, 7512 nt
Organism: Sphaerodactylus townsendi
Lineage: Eukaryota; Metazoa; Chordata; Lepidosauria; Squamata; Sphaerodactylidae
Gene: DLGAP4
Product: DLG associated protein 4
Exons: 14
Coding region: 757-3663 (968 amino acids)
Biological process (GO): signaling
Cellular component (GO): postsynaptic specialization; glutamatergic synapse
Molecular function (GO): molecular adaptor activity
Source: RefSeq, a predicted model, not a curated record
CCUUUCCCUCCCUCUCUCUCUCUCUUUCUCUCCCUCCCUCCCAACCUCUCUGCGCUGUACUCUCAGGGGGAUCUCAUCACUGCUGCAGCAUCACUAACAACCUCAAUCCAGGAGGCUGGGAAAGAGAGGCGGAAGGGAGAGAAAAAAAACCCUGAAUGAAUGGGCAUCGCAUCAGUGAUCAUUAUGGGGAGAACAGCGGCUGCUGCAUAGAGAGGAGGAAUUGUUUUUAAAGAAAGGGGGAGAAGCGAGGAAAGGAAGCGAAGCAAGCGCUGCCACAACAAUUAAACCAGGUUUCAUCAGAAGGCUUUCUUUGGACAAGUAAUUCACGCCAGAGGGAUAGAUCCUGCUGGGGCAUCGGCUAUCAUAUCUUCCAUUGAUGCUCAGACUGAAUACACUGUUCUGCUUGCCUUUGAUUUCCACCUCAGAGCGAAAAAAACCUACUUUCCACCUCAUUCUCAUAACCAAGUCUCCACGUGACAAAGAAAUGGAUGUUCGGAAAUUACUGGGUUCUCUUUAAAAGCAGGCUCAUCCAUGGGAAGAAACCCAAUUGCUGGAUGAUCACUCUUAUGAUCUUCAUGAGGACCAAGCCUGGAAUCCAGAGGGAGAAGAGGAUCCAGCGCUGAGCCAAGCCCUUACCUGAAGCACUGGGAGAUGCGAGAGGAAAACCUCCCAAAGGAGAAAGAGUGACCAAGGAACUGGAUUGACAGACUUUUAGCUUCCUCCUCCUAAAGCAAUGCUCUAGGAAAUACUAACACCAUGAAGGGCUUAGGAGAUAACAGAAGCCGCCACCUCUCUGAUAAUCUGGACUCCCCUCAAGACUCUCUUUAUUCCACCCAGGACAGGAAUCCUUAUCUCCUCAGCCCCACCGACUCAUACACCAUGGAUCCUCGGUUCCCCACUCCAAAUUCCCUUCAUAGUGACUGUCUCCUUCCACUCAACAACCAGAUUUCCAACAGCAGCACAUUUCCACGGAUCCAUUACAACUCCCACUUUGAGGUGCCCGAUGAGAAUCCAUUUCCAAGCCAUGCACAAGCCACCAAGAUCAACAGGCUUCCUGCCAACCUUCUGGACCAGUUUGAGAAACAACUUCCUAUCCACAGAGAUGGCUUUAGCACCCUCCAAUUCCAGAGAAGCUCUGAUUCCAAACAACGGAGUGAGAGUCCUGGAAGGAUCCGGCAUUUGGUUCACUCAGUCCAAAAACUUUUUGCUAAAUCACAGUCACUGGAGGGUGCCUCCAAAGGUAGCAUCAAUGGCAAGAAAGGCACUGAGGACCCAAAGCAGAACCGAAGGAGCAAGAGUAAGGACAGGGCAAAAACAACUGAAACCAAGCGCAGGACCAGAUCCAACAUAUCGGGAUGGUGGAGCUCAGAUGACAAUCUGGACAAUGACACAUGCAAUUAUCGUAACCCUAUGGGCCUCAUGACGCUUGGUCGGCAGCCUGAUCACAGCCAGCCUAGAUACUUCAUGCACGCUUACAACACAAUUAGUGAACACAUGCUGAAAUCCUCCAAGAGCAAUAAUGACCUAAAGGUCAAUCCUUGUACCAACAUCCCCAUCAACAGUGAGUCCAAUUACAUCAAAAGAGGCUCCUGGUCCACUCUCACACUCAGCCAUGCCCGGGAGAUGUGCCAAAAGGCUUCUGCUACCAUUGACCGAGCUCUACUGAAAUCCAAGUCCUGCCAUCAAGAUUUAGCCUAUCAGUACUUGCAGGUGCCUCAGGGAGACUGGAAUAAUACGCUGACGAGGGACAAAGACAAUGAAAUCCCAUGUCGACGCAUGCGGAGCGGGAGCUAUAUCAAAGCCAUGGGGGAUGACGACAGUGAAGACUCAGAAAGCAGCCCCAAGCCAUCUCCAAAAACUGCAGCACGGCGGCAGAGUUACCUCAAGGCCACUCAACAGUCGCUGAGUGAGCAGAGCACCACUCAGAGAAGCCUGGACCGCCUAGACUCUGUUGAGAUCAUCUUGCCUCCAAAGUUCCCAAGCUGGGAGGAAGAAUACAAUCAGAUCACAGAAACCCUCAACGAGACCAGUUCCAUCAGUCAGAUAUUUGGACAGUCCUCCUUUAUUCCACAAAUAUUUACACAAGGAGAUCAGGCCAGAGAGGUGGAGCUGAAUGACCAGUAUGAGGGCCUGUGUGAAUCAGCCUACAGUGAAGCAGAGUCGGUGACCGUGGAGGUGCUGGAUCUGCCUCUUCCCAGCUACUUUCGCUCCCGGAGCCACAGCUACCUCCGAGCCAUCCAGGCAGGCUGCUCCCAGGAAGAGGACACCGUCUCUAUUCGGUCCAUUUCUCCACCCCCAGCCAACAGCAUCAGUGGGAGUCGGACGCUUCCCAGCAACAGUUCGGCAUGUCUAGUGGGAUAUAAAAAGACACCACCGCCAGUCCCACCUCGGACCACCUCGAAGCCGUUCAUCUCUGUCACUGUGCAGAGCAGCACUGAAUCGGCUCAGGACAACUACCUAGACAACCAGGACCACAAGAGUGAAGUCAACAGCCAGUCGGGAUUGAGCAAUUCUUCAGACAGCUUAGAUAGUACCAGGCCACCCAGUGUGACCAGAGGCAGCAUCGUGACUCCAGCCAGAGAACCUCCUGAAUUACCCCAGAAAAAUGCAGCCUUGAAAAGUGAUAAAGGAACGCUGACUAACGAAGAGCCGAAGGUGGAGAAUAUCCCCAAAAGGAAGUUGUCAUCUAUAGGAAUACAAGUUGACUGCCUUCAGCCAGUGGCAAAAGAGGAGCCCCCUCCACCAGCCACCAAAUUCCAGUCCAUCGGGGUACAGGUAGAGGACGAGUGGCGCAACAGCCACUCCCACAGCAUGUCCACCAAGCAGGACACAGAUUCUGACACGCAAGAACCAAAUAACUCUAGCUGUAAAUCUGAGAGAAGCCUUGCUGAUUGCCCGCCAUGCAACAAUUCUAACAGCUUUGAUGCCAGUACGAGGCAAACAGCCAUGCCCUCCCAGAUCACAAGAAACCUCUCCUAUGGAGACAGCAAUGACCCAGCUCUAGAACCUUCUUCUCUUCCUCCUCCUGACCCUUGGCUUGAGACUUCCACCACCAUUCCAUCAGAACCAACACAGCCAGGAGCUUGCCGAAGGGACGGGUACUGGUUUCAGAAACUACUGCAGGCAGAGACUGAAAGAUUAGAAGGAUGGUGUCGUCAGAUGGACCAAGAGACCAAAGAGAACAGCCUCUCUGAAGAAGUCUUAGGCAAAGUCCUCAGUGCAGUGGGCAGUGCACAGUUACUAAUGUCCCAGAAAUUCCAGCAAUUCCGUGGCCUCUGUGACCAAAACUUGAACCCCAAUUCCAAUCCCAGGCCCACAGCACAGGACCUUGCUGGUUUUUGGGAUCUGUUGCAAUUGUCCAUCGAAGACAUCAGCAUGAAAUUUGAUGAGUUGUACCACCUAAAGGCUAAUGGCUGGCAGUUGGCAGAGACACCGGAGAAGAAAGAAGAGAAGAAAGCACCCCCUCCUGUGCCAAAGAAGCCAGCCAAAUCUAAAUCCCAACUAAACCGGGACAAGGCUUCCGAUUCAGUGGAUAAACAGCGCCAGGAAGCUCGCAAGCGACUGAUGGCGGCAAAGCGUGCUGCCUCAGUCCGGCAGAACUCUGCCACUGAGAGCGCGGACAGUAUUGAAAUCUACGUUCCUGAGGCACAGACCCGUCUUUGAGCAAGGGGAAGAGGAAGAAAACGCACUCUUUUUGACAUCAUUAAAAGGAAAAAAAGGUUCACUAAACUUAGUCUGAUUUAUUUGGUCUAGAGACACAGAGCCGAUCUUUCAAAGGGCUCCCAAUUUGGCUUUUUCUCUCUCUUUCUGUCUCCAGCUUUAAGUAAUGAAGAUUUUGAAAGGAAAUUAUCUUUCCCAGUUCUCUGGUUCCUCUCUCUUAAACCCUCCUACCCUUUCACACUGGCUGUGGUGUGGUGGAACAGACUCUUGGAAACACAGUCCUUUAGACUUGGAACUGCAUCCUUUUUACUUGUUCUGUCUAAGGAAAAUUAUUAGCUUGUUUACAUGAAACGGACAACACAAAACCAAGCCUUGGGCACUUGCCAUGCUGUGCUUUUUUUCCUCUUUGUUGUAUUCUUUGUCCUUCCCUUCCACACACGGUCUUUCCCCCCACAUCUGUCCAGCCCCACCCCUUCUCAUCCCCUUGGUCCCUCCCCAAUGUCCCCCAUUUCUCUAGGCCCUGGCCUUUCUUCUUCUGUCAUCCUUUCUCUGCAUGGCAUCGUUUACUGUGUUAAAAGUAAACUCUUCCACAGAGCUCCAGAAGAGAACACCUGUUCAGCGUGUACUGUUGUUGCACUCUGCUAGUGAGCAGCCUUUUGCAGUUUUUUAAAUGUAUUUUUUGCCUUGUCAGUGGGCGGGUGCGGGAGGCUGAGGGGGAGGGGCGGGGAAAGUGACAGGGCUUUCUCAAAGGGUUCCAUGUAUCUUUAAGCCUCACCACCACAUGAAGGGGCAAGAUCAGUAGAAUUGUGUCAAACUGAAGGCAGGAAUCCUAUUCGCAUGGGGCCUGCAAGCAAACAUUACCAACAGAAAAUAAUGUAAGGGGGUGGGGCUUCACCGUGAAUGCUGCGACAAAAGGCGGGUGGGCCCUUUUAGGGUGUCCUGUCAUACAACACAGUGGAUAUAUACGUAUAUUGUCCCACUCGUGCGCACAUACACUUCUUUCCUUCAAUUCCCCCUCCUGCAAGGUUUCUUUUUUUGUUCUAUUGGGUUGUUAUUUGUUUUUGCAAGAGUCACUGUUGAAGAAAUCAGCUGCUACACAAGAGAACACUGUCUCCAAAUGGGUAUAUAAUAUUAGGCCAUUCUUGGGUGAAAAAUGAGUGAACAAUGAUGGCUUCUGUGCUUUAAAAAAAGUAUCGGUAGCUAAUGGAGGGCUGGCAGUUUGCCUGCCUGUAUGUAUGUGUACAUAUGCAUAUACACACUUAGUAGGUUCUGUAUAUUUAACACAUAUACAUACCCGUGUAUGUAAAUGUGCGCGCACACGCAUUUCGAUGGUGUUUGUAAAAAAAACAAAAAAACACCUCAGUGAGAGUGGGUGUAUGUAUAGCAUAUAUUUUUACAUGUACUAUAGCUAGAUGUGUGUAAAAGUGUGUGCAAAAAUAUAUACCCUGUGUAUAAUCAAAUUCCUUUUUCCAGUCACACCCUUUGUAUCCCAUGUUCUGUGGGGAACACUCACUAAAGUUCACCAUUUUGGCCUAAUGUUGUGGAGCCAGAAGUCAAUGGUUCCUCUACCUUUUCUUCUCUUUCAACCACCCUUUCCUCCAGAAAAAAGUGUGCAUUUGUCACAAAGCUGAGCACUCACAUGGUGGGGAACGAUAGAGGCUAUUUUGUUAAUGGUUUCAAGUAGUCAAAAUUCUGAAGGAAUUUUAUACCACUGUGUUGGUAAUUUAAGAGGACAGUAGAAAAUCCUAAUUCUGGCAUGCAUAUGUCUGGUGUCUAUGCAUAUAUACAUUUUUCCACCUCAUAUGCAACCUGUAUAUCUGGUAAAAAUUUGCCAUAGAGAAUGUGGCUUCAAAUCAAGAUAGGAUUAUUUUCUUGUUAUAUAUGCUUCCACACGAAAUGAUGGUAGAGAGAUGACUUCUAACCAAAUGGCAGAUAUUCUCAGUUCUUCAUAUUAAAAUCUGAAACUCUUGGAAUGGGACUGGUGUUACUCAGGUUUCCCUAAGCAGUAAUUUUAGAGGGUACUGACUUUGGUCAAAUGCCUGAACCCCUUAUAUUCCCACAUGAGAUCAGUGAGAUGAAAUUUUAAAUCUUUGUAAAUGCAGUUUUAAGUCAGUUUAUGAAACACAGCUUGGAUUAACUUUCACCAUGCCGCAGCACUGCUUCACAUGUGAUGUGCUAGUAAACACAUUUGCCUCUGUAUGUACAAUCCUUCUGCUCUUUAGCACAUGUACUUUCAUGAGGCAUAUGUUUGCCACAUUCGCCCUUUUACGUUUCAAUGCAUGUAAACAGUGUGUUAAUGUAUACACCUGAAGACUGUAAAGCAGUGCCAGUUUUCGGCAAAAAAAUGAUAAGAUAAUGGAUUGUGUACUGUGUUAUAAAGGAAAUUGGGCUAUGGUUAGAGGAACAUUCUUUCAGAGCAGUUUGAGCCAAGCUGAGCCUUGCUAGAAAUAUCACUGUCCCCUCCUACCUGGGUGGAGGGGCAAGAUCAAAGCAAAAGCAGCCGGAACUCAAUAAAGUUUCAUCUCAAUGUAUAGCUCCAAGGCUUUCUCCCUUCUUAAAAAAAUGUAGUAAAGAAGCAAGAAUGGUUUUCUAGAAAAGCACUGAAAGAUGUUUAUGUGGACAUGCCUUGCAUGCAGCAUCUUCGAAAGGACGAUAGCCUGAAUAAGGUGUUUUAGUAUUCCAACAGUCGGAAUGCAGUUGGCUCAGAUCUGUAUCCAUUGUGACACACACCACACCCUUUGCUUUAAUAUAUCUCCCAGCUGUAUAGGAGACUUAACAGGGUUUGAGAAAUAACUUUCAUGUACAAAUUAGUUUUAGUUAAUAGGAUGACAAGGUAGCACAUUACCUACCUCUUCAUGCAGAAUAAACAGUCCACUGUCACUGCUACCCCCUCUGUUAUAGAAACCUAGUAUCCAGGGAUGAAACAGUUGCCUUCCAGAUACCCAAAUCUCUGUAAGGGAACAAACCAGGUAGCCGUAUAGUCACAAAACCCUUUUAAAAAAAGGACUACCUUUAAAGGGCUGUGAACCUACUAAAUUCCCUCUUUUCCUAUGUUUCUUGUGUGGGUCCUGAAUAUUUGGGGAUGGAUUAAACACAGUUUAAAUAUUACUGUAUGGGUGUAAUGGGAAUACAACCACUGCCAGCUAUGUAUAAGGAUCAAGUGCAGCUUGCUCUGAUCAAUUAAGUGCAAAGAUGCAGCUGUUUCAGAAUUCCUGAAGUCUGACCCUGUUUAACUUUUUACCCUUGGCACUUCAAAGCUAUCAUUUACAUUGCAGGGUAAGUCCACAAAGGGAUAGGUUUGUUCCUGUAAAAAGACUUGGAAGAUUGGUGUAACAAUGACUUCAUCCCUUGUAGCAAUAGUUGUGGGGGGAGACUAUGGUGUAUCUUGCAUUUCUCUCCCUGUCAUUUUGAAUUCCGUCACUUUCCUGGUUUCAGUGUUUUCAAGAGACAAUCUAGAGAUCCAACACUCAAGUGGCUCUGAACAGCCCCUGCUUCUUUAAACUGUGCUUCUAAGAUGCUUCUGUAGUUCUGUUUAUGUAAUAGUUGUGUGGAUUUAAAACAAAAUGUACAUAGAAUGCUUUGGUUUAUAACAUUUUUUUUAAGAACCACAAAGCUGGAAAAUAAAUUGUGACAUUUUCCCCACGGUGAUUUAGCUUACUUACCUUAGUUCUAUGGCAGGAAACAAAAUUGUUUAGGCCCAUGAUGUUAAUUUCAUGACACUUUUUUUAAAAAAAAUGGAAAAUGAAGCCUUGUACCUAGCCCCAUAUCCUAACGUUUUGUAAUGUGAAUUUGCUGCCAUUGUAGACUACAGUAAAAGCAAAGAGAAGGUGCCUCGUGGGUGCCCUGAUGUUA